Molecule: messenger RNA, 734 nt
Organism: Pipra filicauda (Wire-tailed manakin)
Lineage: Eukaryota; Metazoa; Chordata; Aves; Passeriformes; Pipridae
Product: SCO-spondin-like
Exons: 6
Molecular function (GO): protein binding
Source: RefSeq, a predicted model, not a curated record
GCUGCCCCCCGGGAGAGGUCUGGCUGGACCCCGGCCCCGCCUGCGAGCGCAGCUGCCACGACCUGGCGGAGCCCCCCGGCACCUGCGGCGGGACCCCCGGCACCCCCGGGACCCCCGGAACUCCCGGCAUCCCCGGCACCUCAAGCACCCCCGCGACCCCCGCGACCCUCCCGACCCCCGCCCCGCGCUGCUCCUGCGCCCCCGGGCGGUACCGGAACGAAUCCGGGCAGUGCGUGAGCGCGGGGGGCUGCGGGUGCCGCCACCGCGGGGCAACGCGAGCGGCCGACAGCGAGUGGCAGGAGCAGUGCGGGACCUGCCGCUGCGCCGAGGGACGUGUCACCUGUGCCACCACCUGCCCCGCGCUCACCUGCCCGGAGGGCACGGAGCCGGUGCGGGAGCCCGGGAGCUGCUGCCCCGUGUGCCGGGACGAGUGGCCAGAGGAGCCCCCCGGGCCGUGCCGGCUCCUCACGGCUCUCCGGACCAUCGCCAAGGGCGCCUGUGUCCUGCGGGGCGUCCGCGUCACCUACUGCGCGGGGGGGUGUCGGUCCCGCACCGCCGUCAGCGCUCAGGAGCCGAGGGGACUUCACCCGGCGCUGAGGAGCCCCCCGAGCUGGGACCCUCCCGAGGAGCCCCCCCGGACACCCCAUCCCCCUCUCGGCCACCCCGCCCGUGUCGGCCCCGGGGAGUUUGUUAUGGAUGCCAAUAAACGAUCAAUAGUGCACAGGGAUCGAUAA